AAUUGAUUUUCCCCGCAGCCAAUGCGCGGCUGCCUGGGCGGGGACGCCUUCCGAUUGGCGGAGCUCUCUCCACGGCUGCCUACCGAGAUUUGGGUGAGCUCAUUUUCCAGUCGACCGCAGGGGGAGUUUUCUGCGAGGUUUUAGCUGGGGGUGGGGGGGAUCCUCUCCGAGCCCAGCGAGCUGAGAGCCCUGCCUGGGAUGUGAGGUUUACAGCUGCUCCGAGAGCUACCGAGACUGAGCUAUCUAAGCCAAGAGAGCCAGGCUCAGAAACAUAAAGAGUAAAAUUGCCCCCACUAAAUAGAGUAACUGAAGGCAAGCGCGGAGCGAGAAUAAAAAGACUCAAAAAACAAUUUUAAGUCCAGGGUGUGGUAUUUCAAGAGAGAAAGUUAAAAACCACUGGCUGGUUGGAGACUUCAAGUUGUGGGCAGGGUCAGCUUUUGUCUGAAAUCUCAGCUUCCGAAGUGGAUUUCUUUUCCUCUGGAACUGGGAGUUUUCCCGGGGCCGGGUUCGGAGAUAGACAAACGGAGGGAUGGAGGUCUGGGAGGCCGGCGCCGGGCGUCGCCGCUGAAGGAGCUGGGGGGCGCAGCGUCUCCAGGCCCCAGGAAGGCCGAGGCUGGAGCCCCUCGGCGUCGCCCAGACAAAGGCAGCGCCGGCCGCAGCGCAGCCGAGCUCUGCAGCCUCGCCGCGCCGUGCCCUCGGGCGCACGGCUAACCUUGCGGACUGCGCGACCGAGAAAGAGCCUCGGGUCCGGGGGCUCCCAGGUCCCGGCGGCCCGCGAGGUCUGGCAGCUAGGUGCGGGCGCUGAGUUUCGCUCUCCGGCGGUCAUAAAUAGCUCGGUGUUUGUAAACAAGCGCUGGGGGCACAUUCCCGGCGCUCGGCUCAUUGUUCCCUCCCUUCCUCCCUCACUUCGCGCCGCGGCUAGGGCUGAGGGCUACCAGGGUGAGGAGGCGGGGGCGUCGGGACCCAAAGUGGCAAAAUGCAAGCAUUUCCAUAACUCCAGCCCUACGACCACUUCUGACAGCGGGGGCCGGGGUGGGGGUAGAAAAAAAGAAAAAACCCAAAACCAAAAGAAAAAAGGAAAGAAAACCUCUAAGCUGGGUUUGCAGAACGCCCGGGCGACCGCUACCCCACGUUCUCGGGACUCCUGAGCUGAACCUUUUCCAAUCCAGCACCAGCUCCUCUUCUUGCUCUGGCUUUGACUUUUCUUCUCCGGGAGUCUAGCAGAGAAUCCAGUACUUUUGGCAUCAACCCCCCACCCCGAAAAAUACUGGCAGACCCCAAUAAUUUCGAGGAAAGUCUUGAAGUCUUUCAUGAGCGGAGCACUGAGCGAAUUAACUCCGGCAUCUGCCUGCCCUACGUUUAUUCCCGAUUUAUUUCAAGAGUCCGCUUUGGGAAGAGAGGCUGGAAGGGGACCUAAAGUCGGCGGGUCGGGAGCUGCAGCCUGCAUUUGUGUGCAUGUGCCUUGGGUGUGUGGUGUUAGUGCCUGGGCGUGCGAAUUCAUGGAGCGCCUUUCUGCCUCUCCAGUGCGGCCAGAGCUCGCUUCGCGCACCCACCCCUGCCGAGGAGCCUACUUGCUGCAGCCCAAUGCAUUGUGUAAGACGCGACCUGUUAUGGCCACCACUACUUCCGGGUUCUAGCAUUCUGGUCGGAAUCCACCUCUCCGCCUGUGCAACACACACUUUACACACGCACGGCGACUGCAAGCGGGCAGCAUCGAUCGUGGCUCCUUUAAGACAAACUCAGACAGACAUUUUUUUAACCCUCCUCUCUAAUCUCCCUUCAGUGCAGCAGUUGCAAAGAGGGAGAGAGAAAGAGAAAGAGAGCGAGAGAAGAGAGAAACUGAUUGGGAAUUAGGACUGAUUCAAGGAAAGCGGGCGCUAGGGCUUUGUGCAUUUGAAUAUUAACAUUUGAGGUGUUCUGACCAGAAGAAGACAGAACGGAUGAUCAUUCAUUCACCACGUUGACAACCUCGCCUGUGAUUGACAGCUGGAGUGGCAGAAAGCCAUGAGAUUUGGUAGUUGGUUCUGAGGGGCGCUCUUUUUUUUCUUUUUCUUUUCUUUUCUUUCUUUUUUUUUAACUGAUUUUUUUGGGGGGGAAGAGAAGAUCUGCUUUUUUUUCCCUCCCACUGCUGUCUUGGUGGAACCAGAGCGCUUUUAUGCUCAGCGACGCGGGCGCCUUGCUUCAGGUCCGGUAGACCGAAGAUCUGGGACCAGUAAUUCACACUGCUGGAGACGCAAAGGGAUUUUUUUGUUACUGUUGUGCUUUAUUUUUUUUUCCGAGGGAGUUUGCAUAUUUGUUUCUUUUCACACUGGCCUUAAAGAGGAUAUAUUAGAAGUUGAAGAAGGAAGGGAGGCAGAGAGGCCGAUGGCGCAAAGGUACGACGAUCUACCCCAUUAUGGGGGCAUGGAUGGAGUAGGCAUCCCCUCCACGAUGUAUGGGGACCCGCAUGCAGCCAGGUCUAUGCAGCCGGUCCACCACCUGAACCACGGGCCUCCUCUGCACUCUCAUCAGUACCCGCACACAGCUCAUACCAACGCCAUGGCCCCCAGCAUGGGCUCCUCAGUCAAUGACGCUUUAAAGAGAGAUAAAGAUGCCAUUUAUGGACACCCCCUCUUCCCUCUCUUAGCACUGAUUUUUGAGAAAUGUGAAUUAGCUACUUGUACCCCCCGCGAGCCGGGGGUGGCGGGCGGGGACGUCUGCUCGUCAGAGUCAUUCAAUGAAGAUAUAGCGGUGUUCGCCAAACAGAUUCGUGCAGAAAAACCUCUAUUCUCUUCUAAUCCAGAACUGGAUAACUUGAUGAUCCAAGCCAUACAAGUAUUAAGGUUUCAUCUGUUGGAAUUAGAGAAGGUACACGAAUUAUGUGACAAUUUCUGCCACCGGUAUAUUAGCUGUUUGAAAGGGAAAAUGCCUAUCGAUUUGGUGAUAGAUGAUAGAGAAGGCGGAUCAAAAUCAGACAGUGAAGAUGUAACAAGAGCAGCAAAUCUAACUGACCAGCCCUCUUGGAAUAGAGACCAUGAUGACACGGCAUCCACUCGUUCAGGAGGAACCCCGGGCCCUUCCAGCGGUGGCCACACUUCACACAGUGGGGAUAACAGCAGUGAGCAAGGUGAUGGCUUGGACAACAGUGUAGCUUCCCCCAGCACAGGUGACGAUGAUGACCCUGAUAAGGACAAAAAGCGUCACAAAAAGCGUGGCAUCUUUCCCAAAGUAGCCACCAAUAUCAUGAGGGCGUGGCUGUUCCAGCAUCUAACACACCCUUACCCUUCUGAAGAGCAGAAAAAGCAGUUGGCACAAGAUACGGGACUCACCAUCCUUCAAGUGAACAAUUGGUUUAUUAAUGCGCGGAGAAGAAUAGUGCAGCCCAUGAUAGAUCAGUCCAACCGAGCAGUCAGCCAAGGGACACCUUAUAACCCCGAUGGACAGCCAAUGGGAGGUUUUGUAAUGGACGGUCAGCAGCACAUGGGCAUCAGAGCGCCAGGGCUGCAAAGUAUGCCAGGGGAGUAUGUAGCCCGGGGUGGUCCAAUGGGUGUGAGUAUGGGACAGCCGAGUUAUACCCAAGCCCAGAUGCCCCCCCAUCCUGCUCAGCUGCGUCAUGGGCCCCCCAUGCAUACGUACAUUCCUGGACAUCCUCACCACCCCGCAGUGAUGAUGCAUGGAGGACAGCCCCACCCUGGAAUGCCAAUGUCAGCGUCAAGCCCCUCGGUUCUUAAUACAGGAGACCCGACAAUGAGUGGACAAGUCAUGAACAUUCACGCUCAGUAGCUUAAGGGAAUAUGCAUUGUCUGCAAUGGUGACUGAUCUCGAAUCAUGUCUUUUUCUGCAAUGACUAUGGAGUUCCAUUCUUGACAUCUACUUUGGACCAAGGAGCAUCCCUAAUUCUUCAUAGGGACUCUUAAAAAUGCAGGAAAACCAACCGAAGUCAAUUUGGGGGACAUGCAAAAAUAACUAUAUAAGACAUUAAAAGAACAAAGAGUGAAAUAUUGUAAAUGCUAUUAUACUGUUAUCCAUAUUACGUUGUUUCUUAUAGAUUUUUUAAAAAAAAUGUGAAAUUUUUCCACACUAUGUGUGUUGUUUCCAUAGCUCUUCACUUCCUCCAGAAGCCUCCUUACAUUAAAAAGCCUUACAGUCAUCCUGCAAGGGACAGGAAGGUCUGAUUUGCAGGAUUUUUAGAGCAUUAAAAUAACUAUCAGGCAGAAGAAUCUUUCUUCUCGCCUAGGAUUUCAGCCAUGUGCGCGCUCUCUCUCUCUCUCCUCUCUCUCUCUUCUCCUCUCUCUCCCUCUCUCUAGCCUGGGGCUUGAAUUUGCAUGUCUAAUUCAUUUACUCACCAUAUUUGAAUUGGCCUGAACAGAUGUAAAUCGGGAAGGAUGGGAAAAACUGCAGUCACCCAACAAUGAUUAAUCAGCUGUUGCAGGCAGUGUCUUAAGGAGACUGGUAGAAGGAGCCAUGGAAACCCAAAGGCCGUGUGUUUAGAAGCCUAACUGUCACGUCAAGCGUCAUCGUCCCCAUGCGACAACAACCAUCACCUUAUACAUCACUUCCUGUUUUAUGCAGCUCAAAAAAACAUAGACUGAAGAUUUAUUUUUAAUAUGUUGACUUUGUUUCUCAGCAAAGCAUUGGUCAUGUGUGUAUUUUUCCAUAGUCCCACCUUGGAGCAUUUAUGUAGACAUUGUAAAUAAAUUUUGUGCAAAAAGGA
This is a messenger RNA of Rattus norvegicus (Norway rat), 4693 nucleotides long. The record is from RefSeq and is a predicted model, not a curated record. NCBI's taxonomy places the organism in Eukaryota, Metazoa, Chordata, Mammalia, Rodentia, Muridae.